Molecule: messenger RNA, 1726 nt
Organism: Coregonus sp. 'balchen'
Lineage: Eukaryota; Metazoa; Chordata; Actinopteri; Salmoniformes; Salmonidae
Source: the annotation of a GenBank genome assembly
AUGUUCGGGGUGAGAAGUGAGGUGAUUCUGUCCAUCUACGUCAUCAUCUUCCUGAUGGGCCUGCCUGCCAACAUCCUGGCACUCUACGCCUUCAGCGUCAAGAUCCACAACAAGCCCACUCCCACAGACAUCCUCCUGCUCAACCUGACCGUGUCCGACCUUUUCCUCCUCUUCCUGCCUCUCAAGAUGUACGAGGCGGCCUCCAACAUGCUGUGGGACCUGCCCAAGUUCCUCUGCUCCAUCACUUCCUUCACCUUCUUCUCCACUAUCUACACCAGUUCUCUCCUGCUGAUGGCUGUCAGUGUGGUCCGUUACCUGGCGGUGGCCUUCCCCGUCACCUACCGCCUGCUCCACAAACCUUUCUAUUCUGUGGUGGCUAGCGCAAUCAUUUGGCUUAUCUCCAUGGCCCACUGCAGCAUCGUGUUCAUCAUCCAGCACCUCACCCCCAGCAACUCCUCCGUCUGCUAUGAGAACUUUACAGAAAAACAGCUGGCCAUCAUCCUCCCGGUGCGUCUGGAGUUCUUCAUCAUGCUUUGCUUGGUUCCUCUCAUGGUUUGCAUCUUCUGCUACCUCCGCUGUAUCUGUAUUCUGUACAUGAGCCCAAGGAUCAGCCCGGGCCAGAAGCAGAAGGCCAUCGGGAUGGCGCUGGGUACUCUGGCCAUGUUCCUGAUGUGUGUCUUGCCCUACAACUUCUCACAUGUGCUGGGUUUCUUCACAAACUCCAGCCCCUCGUGGAGAUACUACACCCUGCUGCUCAGCGCCUUCAACACCUGCCUGGACCCUAUCAUCUUCUACUUCUCCUCAUCCACCUUCCGCAUCACUACCAAGAUAUACAUCUGCAAGAUGCUGGGACUGCGACAGGGUCAGGCUGCAAUCCAAAAGGAAAGCACAAGAGCAGAUUCGGGCCAAGAGGAGAAGGGACAGGAUUGACCGUAAUAGGGUUAACAAUUUCAUCUUAAAUUGUAACUCCCUUUGUGACAGGGGGAAUGGAAGCAUGUUGUGUGCAACAAUGGGAGGCAAUUGAAUGCAAGUUCAACAAAAAAAAGGUACAGUAACUUCUUUAAAAACAUUUCUAGCCUAUCUAUCUAUGGGUAACACAGGGUUGACGCAUUAUGCUCGACGCACUCAGUUUUCCAGCACAAAAUUGCCUAAAAGAGUACAACCAGCUCACCUGCUUUUACACUAUGAUAUGGCUAUAUUAUUAGAUGUAAAAAAAUUCUUUUGAAUCACUAAUUUAAAAAGGAACAGUUUUACCAUAUUAAAACGAGAGUUCAGUUCAUGUUACAGGGUUGAACAUAAACCUGAGGGACAAAUGUAAAUGUCUCAUUCAAUUACAUUAAUUAAGUAAACAUCUUCAGACAUUACUUUCCCAAAGCAACAAAAUAACUAGGACUUUACAAUGAUGGUGAAAAUCUUGUAAUUAAGUAGAUUCAAAUCUUCGUAGAAGGUGAACAAACAUGACAUGGGACAUGCCAAGAUGGGGAUUUUAAUGAAAACACACUGCUAUUAGAAUUUGUAAAAAAUAUAUAUAAAAAAAUGCUUAGUUUAGUUAGAGCAUAGAUGUAUGUGAUCCUAAUGUUAAAUUGAGUGUUUUAUUGAAAUUACAAAAUACACUCUAUUCAUGGAACGACCCAGCUACACACAGUAUAUUUCAAGAUAAUAUGUGGUUUGUGUUUUACACAUUUCUGUGAACUAUACCUUUUUAGCCAAAGUCAUUCAUCUUUAA